Messenger RNA from Saccostrea echinata, 809 nucleotides. RefSeq lists its product as uncharacterized. The transcript is spliced from 6 exons. Lineage: Eukaryota; Metazoa; Mollusca; Bivalvia; Ostreida; Ostreidae. Gene Ontology annotation, molecular function: acyltransferase activity, transferring groups other than amino-acyl groups. The record is from RefSeq and is a predicted model, not a curated record. The coding region runs from base 54 to 740 and encodes 228 amino acids.
AUCUGAUGGAAAGAACAAAUUAAUGUAUUUAUGCUGCAUUGGAUCAUUGUAAAAUGGAAUUUGUAACAACACACCAGCCCGUAGCACUAGGUCAAAUAAACACCCAACCAGAACUUUUAAAGAGAGGCCCAGUUACCAUAAGGAAUCUCCAAGACACAGAAGAAGAUUGUCAGUUUAGUGGCAGAUUAAUGGUCGAAGCAUUUGAAAGAAAAUUUAUUCAUGCUACUAGCAAAAACAGCCUUCCUAAAAUACAGGAAUUAUUUGCAAAAAUGUCACGCAGAAGGCCUCCAUUAUAUUAUGAAAGAGACUUCAUUGCAGAAUACAAUGGAGAGAGAGCUGGCUCUUGUGUUCUUCGUUACCAUGGAGAUAAAGAUCUCUUCCCAGAUAGGGAUCAAGAUAUGCCUCCAUUAGGAUGCUCAGAUUCUUGUGGGUUGGCAUGUCUUAACUGUGCUGUAUCAGGUGAGGAUAUUCCACGAGGAAAAUGUUAUGUAGAUCACAUAGGAGUAGAUGCCAGAUUUAGAGGGAGAGGAAUAGGGAAAGUCUUGUUAGACAUGGCUGAAAUUGAUGCCAAAAGAAGGGGAUGUAAGGCUAUAUAUCUUUGGGUAGCAACUAGCAAUCGAGCACAGCACCUGUACGAGAGGCAGGGAUAUGUACUCAUGGAACAAUACUCAUUGUGUGGCUUACUUUGGUGUCAGACUGGAGAAAAAGAAUUUGCUCGCAUGGAAAAGAUUCUGAUGUGAUGAAAACAAUUUUUGCAAUCAAGUCAACGUUUAAUUGCUGCAGUGCCACAAUGUGCAAACUUGACAAUC